Paramecium sonneborni is the source of this 1078-nucleotide messenger RNA. Lineage: Eukaryota; Ciliophora; Oligohymenophorea; Peniculida; Parameciidae. The record is from the annotation of a GenBank genome assembly.
AAUUUUUAUGAUCGAUAUUUUAUAAUCAAUAUAGGGAAGGUGUUAAGACUAAGAUGAAGUGUUUAUCGAGAUAUUAAAAAAGAAUGAGAUGUCAGAAGAGAAUAAAAAAAAAUUUGAAAGAUCGACAAAAAGUUUAAUAUUUUUUCUAAAGCAAUUUGAUUAUAAUCCAUUUAAUUCAGAGAUUGAAUUUUGUGUAUUUGGAUCUUAAUUAAAUGGAUUUGGUACGAAGGAAUCAGAUGUAGAUUUCACUUUUAUUACGAAUUCUUACGUUGAUGAAAGAAUUGCUUUAAAAUAUUUAUAAUAAGAAACCAACUCUGUAGACUAGAAUAAAUUUAAAAUUAAAGAAUUUGUAGAAUUUGCCAGAAUUGCUGUGAUGAAGAUAGAAGAUUCAAAUAAUAAAAUUGAAAUUGAUAUUUGCUUUAAUAAUCUUUUAGGGGUAAUAAAUACAAAAUUAUUAUAUGCAUAUGCAAAUUUAAAUAAAAAAGUUUAAUAAGUAUCUUUAAUAUGAUAUUUUAGGGUGGAGUGUUAUUAAAGUUAUGGGGAAAGAAACAAGGAAUAAUAAAUAAAAGCUGUUUCUCAUCUUAUGCUAUUCUAAUAAUGUGGCUACAUUUUUUAUAAGAGAAAUAUCAAAUGCCAAAUCUAUAGAAUAAAUAAUAUAAACCCUCUAAUUAGAAAACUAUGUUAUCAAUCAAAAGAAAUAUUGAAGGUAGAAGAGUUAGCAGUUUUGAUGUUGAUGUCUUUUUUGUAUAUAAUAUUAGAUUUAUAAUAGGUUUAUAAUGGAUAAAAAUAUAAUUAGUUAAAGGAUUAAUUUGACAAAUCAAUGUCUUAGGUUUCUCUGAAGUAAUUAUUGAAAGAUUAUUUUACUUAUUAUUAAGAUUAAGGUGAAGGAUUUAAUUAGAAAUAUAAAAUUUCAAUAAAUGAGAAAUAAUUGAAAGAAGAAGGGGAAAAAUAUUCAAUGUGUGAUCCUUUUGAUAAGGAACAUGAUCCUAUAAAGAAAAUUAGAAAUAAUUUUAAAGAUUAAUAGGUGUUUAAUAGAGCAGCAAAAAGUAUUGAAUAAAAUGCUUAGAUUAUGUUUUGA